This is a messenger RNA of Dermacentor andersoni, 8889 nucleotides long. RefSeq names its product Metal response element-binding Transcription Factor-1 (gene MTF-1). The record is from RefSeq and is a predicted model, not a curated record. Gene Ontology annotation, biological process: regulation of transcription by RNA polymerase II. Gene Ontology annotation, cellular component: nucleus. Lineage: Eukaryota; Metazoa; Arthropoda; Arachnida; Ixodida; Ixodidae.
CUACUGAAGAAACCUUCAUGUCCGCUUGUGCUCAUCGGUGUUCGCGAAGUGGGGGCUAUCUGCCAAAAAAUGGAAGAUGAUACGUCGUCGUCGGGUCCCACAGCUAGGACUGUGGGCUUCAACGAGUAUCUAUACGACAGCCUAGACAAUACUACCUUCGGUCAGCAGAUAUUCUCUACGAAAGACGGCAUUUUCGAUGACUCCAACGACGGCCAGAACGCUGCCGAGGACCUGGGUAUCUUUGGUGAAGAAGACCACGAAAACGAAAAUGCGGGGUAUAUUCAGCACACCAUAUCGGCUGACCAGAUCUGCAUGCAGAUCAAUCCAGGCAACAGCCCGAUGCCAAAAAACCCAACCCACGCCACACUGACUAUUCAGAGCCUGAACCAAGAGACUCGAAAACGUGAGAUAAAGCGCUUUCGGUGCAACUAUGAGGGCUGUAAGCGCACCUACAGCACGGCAGGCAACCUUAAAACACACCAGAAGACUCACACUGGCGAGUACACCUUCGUGUGCGCGCAAGAGGGCUGUGGCAAGGCUUUUCUCACCUCGUAUAGCCUCAAGAUCCACUUCCGGGUACACACGAAUGAACGACCGUACGAAUGCCACAUCUCAGGCUGUGAAAAGACCUUCAACACUCUCUACAGGCUGAAGGCCCACCAGCGAAUCCACACAGGAGAGACGUUCAACUGUGGCCAGGACGGCUGCGUGAAAAUCUUCACCACCCUGAGCGACCUCAAGAAGCACACUCGCACUCACACUGGUGAAAAGCCUUACAGGUGUGACGCAGAUGGGUGUGGGAAGUCAUUUGCCGCUAGUCAUCACUUGAAAACCCACAUAAGGACCCACACAGGGGAGAAGCCCUACCUCUGCACACAGGAUGGCUGUUUGAAAACAUUCACGACGCAGUACAGCCUCAAGACUCACGUUGCAAGGCAUGACCGGAUACAGGGUGAUGAGGGUCAGGUGGUGACGUUUCACUUGGACGGCGUGGACGUCGACAUCGAUGACCCCUUAGAGGGGACUGCAGACUGUGAGGUGGACGAUAGUACGGCCCACAUGAUUCUCAACACCAUGGUGGGCACGACAGCAGCCGAGCCAAGUCCUGGCAACGGCGGACUAGUCAGCGUUCCCAUUCAGGAAGUGGAUGGCAGCAGCUCUGCCCUUCGAGCCUAUGCCAUGAUACCCCUGGACAUUGUGAGUAGUGGUUCCGGACAGAGUGAUGCAUCGCCUAAGGUUGCACAAGUGCUGCUGCCGCGGACACUUACUGUUGACUUGGCGACGCAAGUUGGCAAGCCAGAAGCAACAGUGGCGGUAGAUGACUUGGUGCCAGAUGUGGAAGUCGUGAUGCCUACAGUGGUGCCCACUGUGUUGCCGGCAACUGUUCACGUGGAUGAUCUGGACAUCUUGGGCAUCUCGGCAUCAGAGGCGGACAUAUGCAACUGCCCGGACAAACAGGAAUGCGAAAAUGGGAACUGCAGAAAUUGCCCCAGCAAAGUGAUCAGUGUCUGCUGUUCCCCGGACAUUCUCGCCAACACUCAAGGUCAAGAUGGUGUAGGUGUACCAAGAGCUGCUGCUGACGGUUUGACAGAACGUGCCGGCCAUCGGGCUUGCUGCUUAUAACACCGGCUUUUUUCAUUUGUGCUUCAGGUUCCGAGACUUAAAAAGACAAAACAUCUUAAAUCUAGUGCUGACAGUGAACAUGUUUGCAGGAUUUCUUGCCUUGCCUUAGAGGAGCUAGUAGGGUUUCCUAACUGUACAGCACCAGUUCAGUUGACUGGCAUCCUGCCAAUUUUCAUUCGGCAGUGAUUGUUUCAAAGUAGGGCAAGGGUAAUAUUUCAGAGGUUUUUUUGGGCCUAAUGCUAGCGUUGAUUGCUCUCCCCAACAAUUGUAUAACUGCUUUGUUCUGGUGCCUUCUUUGUGGAAGCCGAGGCAAGUACCUGCAGCAUGUUGCAGGUACCGCAAGUACCUUGUGGUAUAAGUGAUAGAAUGGUCCCAUUCUAUGGUUGAUCAUUUCCUGCCCACCUCUGUUUAGGGCAUGUACAUUUUAAAAGACACAAUUGUUAGUGAGCAGCAGCACUUACUCUGAGCAGGCACCUCUUAGGUAAAGGGCGCACUGGGAAGUGAAAGCCAAGUGCAUUGGUAGGGUGUGGAUUGGCGACCUGCAGGUUUUGUACUUUCUCUUAGCAAAGACUGCACAUAACUGUCUUGUCUUGGCUAAAACAGUGUGGGCCCCCUUCAUCUGUUUAAUUGGCAUGAUUGGAACCAGUUCAGAGCAUUCACCGAUUGAGCACCGACUUACUGAAAGAAAUGUGCUGUGUGCUCAACGUGCUCACGACAGGGAAUGAACUUAUAACUUCUGCUCAAAUAAGCUUUUUUUGAACAAUAGAUAGCGCCUUUAUUAACACUUCUUGUUAUUGAUUCUAGACUUGUGAUCGACUUCUUUUAUAGUGCUGAUGGCUUAGAUUAAUUUUUUACGUAGUCACUUGUUUCGUGAAAAUAAUAUAGCUUAGUACAUUGGGAUUCUGAGGUGCUGAUUAACAAACGAGGCUUUUGGUUGAGAGUUGCGGCCACAAAUAGAUGAAGUUGUAGUUUCUCAACACACAGUCUUAGAUUGGAGAAUGCUUCUUCAUUAAGGUGCAUAUUCAACCACAGCUUUCUGGGCAUUAGGAUUUGUUUUUAGCAGAUUUUUUUUCUACUACUGUUCAGACGAAUUGAGGUGAGUGUUGGGUGAGUGAACGCUACAUAUCCAGCAUGCUGUUUUUUACCUGCAAAAUUUAUUUGUAUUUUCUUUUAGAUAUGUUAUUUGUGCCUGCAACAAUCAUCUUUGGAGUGAAGGUAGUACCUUGAAAUGGCCACUUCUAUACAAAGCGAUUUUGCUUGUGAAGCUAAAAGCUGUUCUUUCUGUUGCUCUUAAAGCUUUUAACUUUGUCACGAAUAUGCCCAAAUUUUGAGCGCAGCUUUUGUAGUGCGCUAUGUUUACAAACUAUCCUUUCUUGGCGAGGGGGGGGGGGGGGGGGGCUUGUUUUAGAACCUUGAAAAAGAAACUUUAAGAUUGGUUUUAACAAACAACUUUAAGAGCAGCUCGAGGCAGCAUGCCAGAAGAUGUCGCACUGCCGAACACUUUACCGUUUGCCAUACAAGCCAAGGUAUUUCACAGGAAGUAGGUAUAUCGUAGAGCAGUAGUUGAUAUCAUUCCGAAGAUAAUUUCUUUUGAUAGUGCUAUGUAUACAGAGUAUUACAAAGUGUAUAAAGCCACACAUAGUGUUAUUGAAAGGGAAAAGUACUAUAAUAUGACUCAUGUGAUGACCGAGUCUAUUGUGAAGAGCUUUUGCAAGUGUAGCUAAGCUGAGCAGUGCCCCCCGAGCGAUGUGCACUGUCAGCAUCCUACUAGUACGUCCCACUGUGAUAGUGGAUGGGUCCCAUUCUUGGUAAGCUGUUGUUACUGAUCACUAGCUAAAUCUUUAACUAUCAAGUGCUUGUGUUGAAAGGCCUUAGUCACUUUUUUUAAUGCACUAUAGUUGUUUUAAAGAUGCUGGUGUGACAGAAAAAAAAAAAAAAGACAGCGUUGUGUGCUUUAACACUAUUCAGUUACUUCAUGUAUUUUGAUCAUGUCUUCACUCUUUGGACCCUGGUAUUUGCAAUCUGGCUUCUUACGAACGCUGGCACACAGUGCAGCAGUCCUUGAAGAUUGCUUAAAACAGUAUGAAAAUCUGACUCAAUAUGUAUUUACCAUGCAGAAUCUUGCAGUGUGCUGCAGUAAUGUGUUUGUAAGCUUUUGACAGCAUUAUUUUAGUUAAUCAAGACUGCUAAUUGGGCUAGUUGUAAUGUUGGAUUCAUGGUUAUGAAAAUUCAGUGCCAAACACAAGGGAACAAGAAGGAAGUGUAGAAAGUGUAUUAUUUCGGUUACUUGACUUAUCGAGCUUUCUACACUAAAUAUCAAGCAUGCCGUCUCAAUGCACAUAAAGAAACAUAGUGAGGUAUGCAAAAUUUGCUACGAUAUGCACUGAAUUGAGUUUCUUGAUGUUACUACUGGAGAGAAAUGUGGUGCUAGUGUCCCAAAAUGACGGCCACUACAACAUAGAUUUAUCCACUUAUUCUUUAGGGCUUGUAGUGUCCUUGCUGCUUUUUAUAACUUUAUUGAAGCCAAUUCCUCGCUGCAUAUUUGUUGUAUGGGAGUGAUAAACCUCAUUUAGGUGCAAAAUGCUACUACAUCUGAGGAAAAUGAGUAACAACGCUGGAUGGACACCGGGACGUGACUGAGACAGACAAAGCGCCGACUUUCAACCAGUAUUUUAUUGCACACACAGCAAUAUAUACAAGACAGGCCCUUGAAUAGGCAGGAGGGAGAGAACAUAUAGUUUGAAUAUAUUUUCAGAAACAUAGCGAUGAUGGAUAAUGUGAAACUCGCACAACUGAAUGGUUGCCAUCAUCCGUGUGCAAGAUACGCGAGUUACUUCGUGAGGAGCAAUACCAAAGGCACACUCAUGCACAUAUUGCCUUUCUUGUCGAUGCGAAAGGCCUGAUAUAUCUCAGGUGCACACUGGUUACCAUAACACCUUAGUAUUUUAAAUGUCAAACAUUGCACGGCAAUCAUACCGGGAGCUAUGCAUGGCUAGGUGACUGCCAACACACCCUUUCAUUAAAUUUAAAUGUUCUCUGAGGCGGUCAUUAAUACAACAGCCAGUUUGGCUGAUAGGGAAUGACUGCGGUUCUUGCAUGCGAACAUUCCUCUUUUUGAUUGUUGCAUGUGUCACGCCUUAGCUGUUCUAAGUCAUAACAUUCGGCAAUGGAGGACAGCAAAUUUUCCGUGUAGCCUGCCUGGAGUUGACGUGUUUCGUUCCUGCACGACGAAACUAGAACUACUGAAUUUCCCGAUAAUAACAAACUUAGGUUCCUUGACCUUGAACUGUUCUUAUCUGACCAUUCGUGCUGGCAGUAUGCCCUCCGUUCCAAGAAGAGCCUCCUACCUUACAUCUCGGCGCAUUUCAAACUUGUGAAGCAUGCUAUUGCCAAAUGUUGUCUAGGGGCUGCCUUGUUGAGGUUGUGCCUUCACACAAUGCGCUGCAGUUUUAAUUCCCAGGUGCUCACAUUGCGAAUGGCAGGCUACCUGGACAAUUUACUGUCCACCAUUGCCGAAUGUCUUUUAGCAGAUUUAAAACAGCCAAGGCGUGACAAACACAACAAUCAAAAAGAGUAAAGUUCGCAUUCCCUAUUUGCACCAAGUGGCUCAUCGUAUAAAAAAGUAGCGCAUAAAGCAGGCAUUAGAAUUGUUUUCUCAGCAACAAACAAGUUUUCCAUGUGCCCAAAGUGAAUAAGGUAGACACAGGGCCUCAUACCUGUAAUAAGAAACACACAAAAAAGCCUGUUGAUUGCUGCAACACUGUAGCAUAUGAGAUCCCCCUCUCAUGCGGUCGUUGCUACAUCGGCCAAACUGGCCAUUUUACUAAUGACUGCCUUGGAGAACAUUCAAAUUUAAUGAAGGGGUGUGUUGGCAGCCACCUAGCUGUGCGUAGCUUCGGGUGUGGUUGUCGUACAUUGUUUGACAAAUGCAAAAUACUAAAGUACUAGGGUGACCAGCAUACACCCGAGAUAUACAAGGCCUUUAGUAUCGACAGGAAAAGCGAUAUGUGCGUGAGUGUGCCUUUGGUAUCACUCCUGACGAAGGAACUCGUGUGUCUUGCAUGUGGAUGAUGGCAACCAUUUAGUUGUGCUGUUUUCACAUUAUCCAUCGUUGCUAUCUUUCUGACGAUGUAUUCCUACUACAUGUUCUCUCCCUCCUGCCUACUCGAGCCCCUGGAUAUAUUGCUGCGUGUGCAAUAAAAUAUUGGUUGAAAGUCAGCGCUUUGUCUCAGCCACGUCUUGUGGUCCAGUGCUAUUACUCAUUGAAGACAUGUACCAACCAGCCGAUGUUAGCACGUUAUUGCUACUAUAUUUGACUGUUAUCUGUAUCUGAAUGUUGCAGAGAACUAGACUGUUCUGCAUAUCAGAAAAAAAAAUUUCUUCUUGGCAGUUGUUGCAUAUUUAAUAUCAUUAAUAUUUAGUGGCAUGCAUAUUAUUGAUAUUGCUUAUUUAUUUGUUCAAAGUUAUGUCAUAAAACAUUUUUUGCAAGCUUUUUGUUCAAAAUACUCCAAAUAGAAAAAUAAGUUCAGCUGCAUUUGCAAAGUAUUCUGCUAAAUUCAAAAAAGAAAAGGAACGCACUGGUUUCACAGGUAGAGGCUGAGAAGCCAGAAAAGACAUGAAAACAAAAGACAGGUAGCAGUGCUGGUUUAACGUUCACCAGCUUGCAGUGACCAUAUGAAUUUUGACGGUACCUGCUAGGGCACACUUAAUUUUUCAUUGAUAAAGUUGAACUACAUUAUAUCGUAAAGGAGCCACAGACUGAGCUGAGCAAGUUUCAAAAACUAUUACUGCGCUGCACCUGCUCAAGUACGAAAAAAUACAUUGAACAUCGCAAUGUUACUGAUGUAGCAGUGUUGGAAUUUAGCCGCUAAGUGGGGGGGGGAAGAACUUUAGUGUUCGUUUUUUCUCCUAGUAAUCAGCCUUUUUACCAUAAACUUAACGAAUAAUAGAGAUUAGAAAGGGUACUUAAUUGUCUAAACUCGCCAAGUGUUUCUUUUUAGUGUCCAUAGAGGAAUUGUGAGGAAAGCACACUGCACUAUCGAACCUCAGAGACCAAUAAAGAGGUUUUUAUAACACAGUUGUAUCAAUCAGAACGGAAGAAAAAUCUGUGUAGUUGAAUUCAUCAUACCUGCCAGGUUAAACGAUUGCACCGCCACAUUUCCUCCAAGUGGUCUCAAUAUGAAACUGUGGUGUGCGGAAAAUGAAAAGGUGCUUGCAGCUUUGUGGGAGAAGCACAGGACAGCAGUUCGUUUUUGAGACUGCAUAUUAACACCAUACAUGCCACUGCUACCUCUAGUUUCACGAAACCAAAGAAGGUGGAGAAUUAACUUUUUGAGAUUAUACGUGCAAAAUGUUCAUUACAGUGUGCGAUUCUUUAAACAGUGACAUAUCUACCACUCACAGCAGCAGUGGAAACUGAAAGGUUUAUAUUUCAGCAUCAGUACACCUUGUGAAGGGAUAUUGGGGCAAAUAUUAGGCUAAUGUGGGUUGGUAGGUUACAUGUUUGGAAAGCCAACUGAGUGGCUUUUUUUAGCAGAGCUGCUUGUUACAUUUGAACUGACAUGAAAGACGGCUGGCAGUGCGACUGGCUCCAUCUUACCGUAAUGCCAUGGAUUGUUCCAGCAUCUGGCCGAGUCUAGUUGGAUGUUUAUCAGUGAGGCAGGAUUGCACUGGCGUUUGACGAUAAGUUAAAAACCCAGGCAAGCAACAUAUUUAGCAAGUAUUGUGUGGUGGCCUUUUUGGUGCAACCAAAAACCGGCACCUAGCACAAAAGCUCGAGAUGAGGACAUAAUAGAAAGGCCACUUGCUUGCGUCUUUAUUUCGAGGUUCUUGCACUGAACACCAGUGCCGACUAGGGUUCGGAAUAUUACGAAACUGGAAUCGGGCAUGUAAUGCUGGCGUAAAGUUAGUCUCCUCUUUCUGCCCUAAUAAGCUAUUGUCUCAAAACUAAUGGAAAAUGGGAUAUGAAAGAGGUAAUAUAGCUAGUGUAGCCUAUUUUGAUGCUUCACUUUAAGUGGUCUUUGAGAAACAGAAUUUACGCCACCACUGAAGGUACAGCAACAAAUAGCUGCAUUACAUUGAUUUUUUUUUUUUUUUUUACGAUGCGUUUUUUGGGCAUUUUAUUGAAUUUUUCCGCAGAACUUGUUGAUGCUACUUCACAAUGUGGGAGCAUAGCACCUCUGUGUAGGGUUUUUUAACCUGCCGAGGGGAAUACUACAUGGAAGAGGAUGGAAAUAACUGAAGCAAGGCAGGAUUCCUGCCCUACACUGACAUGUGAAUGACACAUCAUCAACAUUUUUGCUAGGUGACCUCUUGUCACUGUCUUCACUUUCUUAGUGACGGCAUCGUCCUCUGGUGCAAGGAAAAAAGAAAUGUGUGGAACUGUAGGUAGAUCUAAUAUUUGCCUUUAGUGUCAUUAAAGAGCAGCAGUGUAGGAUGACCUGUGCAAGAAUAAUCUGAAAUGUAAAUGGAGUGUUGUGUAUACCAAGCCAUCAACAUUGCACACUGUGCUGUUGUGUUCCAUGUGAUAAUCUCAUAACGCUUGCAGGGAGAGUGAAAAAUAGCUUCUUGUGCUCUUGCUUGUGUGGAUGACUCGGGGUUAGAUGCUGCUCAAAGUGCUGGCACUGUGAGACAGCUUCAUUCAUCUGCUGGGCAGCUCAAAGGUGUUAAUGAACAAGUUCCUCUAAAGCUUGCUUAUUAUGGGCACCUUAUAUUCACAUGAAGAACUGUUGUGGAGGUGCAGGAGUUUGUUUGUGACAAGAUUCAUGGGCUUUGGUUUGCCACAUGCACGCCAUUUCUUAGCUCUUGCAGAAAUGCUACGCUGCCGCUCUGAGUCACACACACUGGAGCUCCUUUAUAAUUAUUUGUUGUUGCCGAACAAAAAUGUGAUCAUUACAAGUGCCAACUGCAGUGCAAGGAUUCAAAAUGCUUUGUUUUGUGAGCUUUGGAAUCGCUGUGUUGACAGCUUGAGUUUGUAACAGAAGCAGUAGGGUAUAUACUGUCAUUUAUCUGCCACACUACAUCUGUGACAUCCCGCCCAAAUUACUACAGUAGCUAUGCACUUAGGGUCAUUUCAAGGCGUGUUUCAUCACGCUUGAUAGAACUGAUGAUGCAAUAUGUACAUAAAAGGUGUGCCCUGUGGGCACCUUAUCCACAGAUUGCCUUUUUUUAAUGUUUGCAUGUUGUUCUAUGUGACCGAGUGAUGUUGGAGCGCAUUAUGAAAAGAAAACCUACACGAGAUGAAAUAAACCAGAAAAGCUCUACGAA